This is a messenger RNA of Thlaspi arvense, 312 nucleotides long. NCBI's taxonomy places the organism in Eukaryota, Viridiplantae, Streptophyta, Magnoliopsida, Brassicales, Brassicaceae. The record is from the annotation of a GenBank genome assembly.
AUGAAUUUGGUCGACAUUGGUGAAUUUAAUUUAAUGGAUAAUCCACUUACAGAUACACUUCCUCCUCCAUCUCUAAACAUUCAUUUCUUAUCGGAGACUUUGUAUCAUGGUGAUUUCGAAAAGCAAGACUUUGUCGUCAAUAAAGAACUUAGUCUCUACAGAAACAAAUGUGGCUCCUUUGGCAUAAGCUUAGCCAUAAAAGGAUGUGAAAAGAAUGUUGAUAAAUUCGCACAAGAAGAUGUUGUGGACAUGGAGUUUGAACCUGAUGUCUACCAAGAAGAUCCUGUGUUUUAUGAGGCACAACUUGCUUAG